AUGAUUCGUAAACAAGGUUAUCAUGAUAGUUCCAGCCAAAAACCGUAUCACAUUUCCAUUAAAGAUUAUUCCGACGUUGUAUCGGAGAGAAUCGAAUAUUUCGAAGAAACCGGAAACUGGAGAAGCAUUAUUUUCCUUCCUUUCAACAUGGUGUGGAAAAUUUUAGUUAUGUUAAGCACCGUAAUUAAUUGCAACUUUGUGGCUUAUAUUUUAUUGUACGAAACCGAUCCCGGUACUUUAACCUUUACAAUUUAUUACAUUUUUGAAGGAAUUUAUUUUAUUAAUACUUUGUUGUCUAUAUUACACAGAGCUAUGAAGUUUAGAAAAACAAAGUCGUUUACCCCAAAAAAUGCUUAUUUACUAACUUUGGAUGUGAUCAGUUUACUUCCUUAUUACGAACUUUACUAUUUAUUAAUGAAAAUAUCUUAUGGUGAGAAUUACGAAUUCGCAAGUGAUACUACAAGAGUAAAAGUCUUUUUAAGAUUAGUUGCUGUGUUGGCGUUUUUUAUUAACUCAAACAACGAACCCGGUUUAAAUCAUUUAUUAUUGAUGACAGUUUUGCAUUUUGUUAUUUACUCUUUAUAUUGCAUUGUAUUUAGCGGGAUUUGGUACGAUUUUGAAGAAUGGAAAACUUCAUUAACACAUCAUUACAUCAAUAGGGAAUCAACCGUUAAUAUGUGGCUGGUUUGUUAUGCUUUUGUGAGCAGUAUUUUUUAUCAUGCGUGGUCUGGAAUAAUAACAUGCGUAACAUACCAAGAAUUUGUUUUAGUAACUGUAGCAAUGUUAACUGCGUGCGUUCUCCAAAUAAUUUUUUAUUCAAACUUAACCGCCCUUUUUAUAAAACAAAUAUCGGACCAAUAUUACUUUUCGUAUCGAUUAUACGUGAUUAAGAAUCUUUUGGAUAAAUGGAAGAUGCCUUUAUCGGUUAAAAAAUUGGUUGUAAAUUUUUACAACACGUUUUGGGAGAAAAGACUCGGAAGAUCAACUAUGCCGAAAUCAUUUUACGAUCGUCUUCCAGCUUCUUUACAAAAAGAAGUUAGCUUGGAUACUUUUUGGGACUUUUUUCGGCACUCCCAUUUCUUUAACGACACCGAUUCGAUUUUUAAUCGAAAUUUAUGCCUCUCAAUGAAAUGCCAAUAUUACACCGCCGGGGAAUUUUUGUACACAAAAGGCGAAUUAAAAAACAGAAUCGUAUACAUUGUUAGUGGGGUGAUUCAAUUAUUAUCAAUGGACGAUCAAAAUUCGCCGGUUAUUUCAUUUUCGAGUGGAACCGUUCUCGGCGAAAUUUGUUGUUUGAUGUGUGUUGAAAGUAGCAGUUAUCUGAGAUGCGCCACUUACUGCGAAAUCCAAGUUUUAGAAUUAAAAAGUUUAGCUUACAGCAUGGUAAAGUAUCCUUACAUAUCAAAGCUUUUAUGGCAAAAAUUAAAUGCUAGAUUGGAAAUCGCUCGAAGUUUACAACACGAGGAAUUAAUCAAAUUAAAAUCAAAAGAAGAAAAGAAAACUUCAAUAAGAUGGUUUAAAUCCGAAUGGAGAUUAAUCGCGGAUUUAGCAAAACAAGGAAAACGAACUUACGAUGGAACUGAAAUCCCGAUAGUGCCAUUUCACUUCUCCAAGUUUCUUAAUCUUUACGUUCUUAGCGAUGAAGUUGAAUUAAAAGUGAAAGCAAUUUGUUUAAAAUCGGAAUUUCCUUGCGUUUUGGAUCCGAGGAAUAAUUUCAAAACGUUUUGCGAUAAUCUCAUUUUAAUCGUCGUCUUCAUUCAAAGCGUUUACCUUCCUUAUUUCAUCAUUUUUAAAAGACAAUUGACUAUGCAUCAAAUCGGAUUAUUUUACACUUUGGAUAUGUUUUAUUUUUUUGCUUUAUAUCUCGACGCAUCGACUGCCGUAAGAACUAAAGAUAGAGUCAUUUCAAAUAUACGCGAUAUCAUAAUUUACAAAGGCAAACAAAUUACGAUUAUGAUCGAUAUUUUUGCAACAAUCCCCCUGGAACUAUUUGCAGGGAUGAUCACUGAUUCAUCAAGAGCUACUGAUCUUCUUCAUUUAAACCGUGUCUUAAAAGUGUAUAGAUUAGUCAAGUUGGUUCAUAACGCCCAAUUAAACGUUUGGUUAGAUUACACUAACUUAAGAAUCAUCAAAUAUUUACUUUUAUACACUUUAACUAUUUAUUAUCUCGCUGGAUUCGUUUAUAGCAUUGUUUGUUUUUGGGAGUGUUCGCACAUUGGUUGGUACCUAUAUAAUAAAAUUUUAAAGGCGUUUUUAAACGAAUCUUCAAAUAGCAAACAUUCUUCGCCGUUUAUUAGCUCGUUGCAUUACGUUAUUUCUAGUUUACUCGCUACCGCAUGGAAAGAAUUUUAUGCUUAUAAUAUUCUCGAUAUGAUACUAGAACAAAUUGUAUGUGCGAUUGGAUAUUAUUUAAUAAGUUUUUGUUUUGCUGAAAUGUCAGCAUGUGCUGUUAUGAGAUUAAAACAUCAAUAUGAUUUUAGGGAUCGAAUAAAUUCAUUAAAAUUUUUCGCCCAACGUAACAAUCUUCCUGAAGAAUUAGCGAGAACAAUGUUCAGAGCAACACAUUGUCAUUGGAUGUAUAGUAACGGUUACGAAGUAACCGGGCAACAAAGCGUGAUAAAACACCUCCCACCAAGCUUGAAAGCAACAAUAGUAACUAAUAGAAUCGUAAACUGUUUGAAAUUAGUACCAUUAUUUCGUCGUUGCAACGAUAGAACUUUACUAGAACUUGCUGGAAUAUCAAGUAUUGAAAUUUGCCCCCCAAAUAUGAUCGUGUGUCGCGUAAAUUCUAAACCGACGUUUUUACACGUCAUUUUAAACGGUUACUGUAAAAUAGAAUCGUCGAUUCCAACUGAUAAAUACCACGAAAUAAGCACCACUGUAACUAGAGGUGCUUGUUUUCCGAUUUUAGAGGUUUUAAUGGGUAUUGAUACUUUUCUUCACGUUGCGUCGGUUACGUAUUUGGAAGUGAUUAAAAUAAAGCGCAAACCUUUGUUGCGAAUUUUAGAGCAUUAUUGUGAUAAUUACCAUCAACUUACGAACAUUCUAACCAAACAUUUUGAAGAUAAUGAAACCGUUCUUUCGCGACGAAAAGGACGUUUACCCGAUAUGGUUCCCACUUUGCGAUCGCAAGGAAGAGGAGAGUUUUUCGAGUACAAAUGUGUCGAUGAUGUAGAUGUGACCGAAAAAGAUAUUAAUGAAUUUAAUAACACUUUUAAUGUGAUUGGAAGGUGGAAAUUUAUUCGGCACGUUUUUUUACGGAAAACAUUCGAACCCACGUCUACAUUUUAUUUGCGAUGGGAAAUUUUUCGAUGUGUUGUUGCUGUUAUUCAAGUCGCUUAUGCGCUAACUUUAUUAAAACUAAGUUUUAUUCAUCACAUUUAUGGUUAUAUCGAGUUAGUUUUUGUCGUUUAUAUUUUGGUGGAUACUUACAUAAGAAUGCAUGUUCGUUAUUACAAUGAUAUCGGAAUUUUGGUGACCCACCCGCUAUACACAGCUCUACAUUAUUUUACUUCAUCGUUUUCUGUGGAUAUGUUUGGGUUAUUUCCGAUUUAUACGCUACAGGUUAAUACAAUCUUUGGAAAAUCGAGGAGUAUGAAUACAUUGUUGAUUAUGACGUUGAUCACGAGACCAUUUCUUUUAUACAAAGUGAUGAGAGGAUUUUCUUAUUUACAAGCGCAAGCUAAACAGGGGAAAAUCCUUUUUUACGAAAAUUGCAAAUAUUUGUUGAUUGUUUUGUUGGUGAUUGGAAUGGCUGCUUUAGCUUUGGAAGGAUUUACUUGUUCGGAUUCGGAUCUGAACGACCAAUUUACUUGUCCUAAUAAUUCUUGGAUUGUUAACUCUUAUUACAACGAAGCAUACAACGCAAAAACUCCAACUUUAGUAUCAUUUUUCGUCGCUUUCGCUUUAUUUAGUUCUACAUCAACAGCGACAUAUCGCUUUUUAAGUGAUAGAUACAUGUGGAUGGUGUGCGGGUUUAGUUUGAUUUUAUUCGCAGUGAAAUGGUUUGUUUUGGCUCGAAUAACAAGUAUUUGGAUUGGGGGGAAUAAAAAUUUAGUUCAAUAUCAACACAACAUGAACAUUUUUUUGAGUUUCUGUAAAUACCAUCGAAUUAGCAAUAAAUUAAUUCAAGAAGCCAUUGGUCAUUAUGAAUACCAAUGGGAAAUGAAGAAAGGUUUCGAUAUUUCAGUGAUCAUCUUGAAAAAACAUCCCGUUUUAAGAAGCGAUUUUUAUCAAUUUAUGUACGAAAAGUACUUGAGGAUGACUGAUAUUUUCCACGAUGCUUCGCAAGGUUAA
Messenger RNA from Onthophagus taurus, 4296 nucleotides. NCBI's taxonomy places the organism in Eukaryota, Metazoa, Arthropoda, Insecta, Coleoptera, Scarabaeidae. The record is from RefSeq and is a predicted model, not a curated record.